Molecule: messenger RNA, 4577 nt
Organism: Xiphias gladius (swordfish)
Lineage: Eukaryota; Metazoa; Chordata; Actinopteri; Istiophoriformes; Xiphiidae
Gene: ttc7b
Product: tetratricopeptide repeat domain 7B
Exons: 18
Coding region: 75-2357 (760 amino acids)
Biological process (GO): phosphatidylinositol phosphate biosynthetic process; protein localization to plasma membrane
Cellular component (GO): plasma membrane
Molecular function (GO): protein binding
Source: RefSeq, a predicted model, not a curated record
UACUACACAUUAGCUUGACAGCUGGAGGGAUCCUUGCUGGUGGUGUUUUGGUCCAGUCGACCCCGCUCACGAAAAUGACAGCGAGGAAGUCUGGCUCUCGACUGGAAACCGAGAUAGAGCGGUGCCGUUCAGAGAGCCAAUGGGACAAGAUACCGGAGUUAGUACGACAGCUCUCAGCCAAACUAAUAUCAAACGAUGACCUAGGGGAGCUGUUGCUGGGAGAAUGUAAGCUUCAGACGUACUUGAAGGAGAAUCCCAUCAAACAGGGAGCCAGUCCCAGGGGCCCACGACCUAAACUGGUGGAGGUCAGGAAACACCUCAUUGCUGCUCUGGACAGAGGAAACCUGAAGGCUGACUACCUCCAGGAAGCUAGCCUGCUGAUGGCUAAACUCUGUUAUGUGGAGGGAGAAUACAGAGAUGCUUUAGGUCACUACAGCAGGGUGAACCUGGACGACAUGCAGCUGGUGGGUGCUCCCGUGUAUAGACUUUCGAUGAUAGCAGAGGCCUAUGCUACUAAAGGAUUGUGUCUAGAGAAGGUCCCAGCUGCCUCUCCAUCUCUGUCCAAUAAGAACACUGGGUCUCCAUUGUCCAAUAAGAGCACAACAGAGAGAGAGCAGGAAAUCAUCACCUGCUAUGAAAAGUCUGGAGACAUCGCUCUUCUCUACCUGCAGGAGGCUGAGAAGGCAUUGUCAGCAGGGAUUCAGAACCGCAGCCCAAAGCCCGGCCCGACAGCACAGGAGCAGGAGCUGGGCUAUUUCCUGGAGACAGGCCUGCAGAGGGCGCACGUCAUCCACUUCAAGAAUGGCAACCUUACACAAGGUGUGGGCCGGUUUCGGGAGAUUCUUCGGGCCAUUGAGACCAGAACCACCCAGAACCUGCGCAUGACCAUAGCCAGACAGCUUGCAGAGAUCUUGCUCAGAGGAAUGUGUGAACAGAGUUACUGGUCUCCUCUGGAAGACCCGCCCACAGUGUCGCCAUUGGAUGAUCCCGCGCGGCAAGGACACACUCACAGCAAGAACUACAGCCUAAGCCGACGCCCACGGGUGUACUCAGGGGAGAAUCUGUUUUGCCCUCAGGAGAAUACAGAAGAGGCUUUGCUGCUGCUGCUCAUCAGUGAGUCCAUGGCUAACCGUGACGCUGUCCUGAGCAGAAUCCCUGAACACAAUAAUGAUCGUAUCAUCAGCCUACAGUCUGCCUCUGUGGUGUACGACCUGCUGACUAUAGCUCUUGGCAGGAGGGGGCAGUACGAGAUGCUGUCAGAGUGUUUGGAGAGAGCCAUGAAGUUUGCCUUUGAGGAGUUUCAUUUGUGGUACCAACUCGCCUUGUCACUAAUGGCAGCUGGCAAAUCAGCUCGUGCUGUUAAGGUCCUUAAGGAGUGUAUUCGACUGAAGCCUGACGACCCUACCAUCCCGCUGCUGGCUGUCAAACUGUGUAUCGGACCCCUGCACUGGCUGGAUGAGGGCGAGUGCUUUGCAAAGUUGGUGAUUGAGAUGGGGGAGAAAGCUGCUGAAUUCAGAGCCAAAGGCUACUUGGCCAUCGGGCUGGUUUACAGCCUUAAAGCCACCGAUGCAUCCUUGCGAAGCACACAGGAGGACUACCAGCGGAAAGCUUUGGGAGCCUUCCAGAGAGCCCAGAGUCUGUCUCCUACUGACCACCUAGCAGCCUUCUACUUGGCACUGCAGCUUGCUGUGUCCAGACAGAUCCCAGAAGCACUAGGCUAUGUUCGACAGGCGUUGCAGCUUCAAGGGGAUGAUGUCCACUCCCUUCAUCUGCUGGCCCUGCUGCUCUCUGCUCAGAAACACUACCACGACGCUCUCAAUAUUAUAGAGAUGGCCCUGUCUGAGUACCCGGAGAACUUCAAUCUGCUGUAUACCAAAGUGAAAUUGGACUCAAUGUGUAGAGGACCAGAGGAAGCUCUGCUCACCUGUAAACACAUGCUGCAAAUCUGGAAGAGCUUUUACAACCUUACCAAUCCCAGUGAUUCGGGGCGUGGCAGCAGUUUGUUGGAUAGAGCCAUUGCAGACAGACGACAACUCAAUGCCAUGACUCUGCCUGACUUCAGUGACCCUGAGACCGCCUCAGGUUCUUCCUCUUCUUACUCUGGUUCUGAACCGGUCUCCCCCACCUCCCCAUCCACCAUUUCCAACCUCUCGUCCCCGCUGUCCUCCCCUUCUUCUCCUGUCUUCAUCUUCCAGCCUCCUCUUCUCCCACCAAACAAAAACCCAUCCUUCCGCUCUCAUUUUCCUCCUUAUCACCCUCCUUCUGCUCUACAUCCUCCACCCACCAAGACCAGGACUCACUCCUUUUGCAACCACGCCUCCCUCCACCGGCUCUCCUCCAACUGUAAUCUGCCUUGAUGUCCACUCGCCCUGUAGCAUGGUGUGGAGAGUGAUCUAAAAAAGAAAUACAGAGUUUCUGGGAGAUUGGCUCAUUGGUUAAUUUUCACAUUUAGUAAUGAGUGAAUUCCCAGUCUGUUUUUUCUCUGGUGUUCUUUGCUAAUCAGUAUGUUGAUUAGUUCACUAGCAAUAUCCAAAGUAGAAGAUCAGCUGUCCCCUAUAGGGUCAAAAUUCAGAAACUGAAAAAUGAACUCAUGAUAGCUGAUGUAGGCUGUUUUAUUGUCAAACCUAUUUCAAUAAGGAGAGAUCAAAUGGAAGUGAAUAACAACAUUUACUGAGGUAAGCAACAGAGAGAGUUUUGGCAAAUAGACUCCAUCAUUAAGUGUAGGCCUGUAUGAAGAUAAGAUAGAUCCCCCGGAGUCUAGACCCUGGUGAUGGUGGAGUAGAGCCAGCGGGUGAUUGAUGGAAACCUUUGGACGAGCGUCCCUGGACAUCAUGAAGGUUAUGGUGGUACUUGGGAGGAGGUGGGUUGUGCAGUGGUAGGUCGGAAAGACAGACGGGCAAAGUCGCAAUGAUAUUUAAAGAACGGCAUCCAGUAAGUGCUUUGUUCGCGGGACACAGACAGAAAAAUCAUUGGUCAGAUAUGGUGAUGUCGAGAUUGUGAGUAGAGAGAUUUGACAGCUUGGGAAGGUGGAAGUGACGGAGAAGAUGUUUUGGAAAACUAUGGAGCUUGGUGACACAGAGGAAUAAGAUAUACCAGAGUUUUGCUUCACAGUAUAAUACAUUUAUUUGUUAGUACGAUCAGUUCUUUGUUGGUUGUGGUCUUUUAGCACAUUUGUGUCUUUUGGACAUUUGUUGACAAUAUAGAAAUAUACAGCAUCAACAGACUCAUCCAUUGAUUCAUCAGUCGAAUCAUGUCUUGUGAAAAUUGGUACUAAAGGGAGACUGGCUUCCAGGACUCUUGAGUACUACCAUCGAAGUCCAGGCCAGCACAUAUUUUAACUGUCAGAGUUAGCUGUGUGUCAUAUAAAUGGAUCUUAAUUUUGUUGCCAGUUCUCAUUUUCUCACUCAAAGACAAUGUUUCAUCCCAUGGUGUUGCCACAUUCUUAGCAUGGAGAACCAGCAUGACCAAUCUGCUGUGGAUAUAUUGAUCAAUUCAGGAAUGUUCUCAUCACUAAACUGGUGAGGCGACCAACAAGCUGAUUGCCCAAAAACUCAACAUGCUCCUGUCAUCACAGAGCCUAUUGUACUUUUGAACUUUUGAAGGUGAAACUUGAAGUUGACUGGUCGUGGAAACCUCACAAGCAUGGCCAACGAGUGAAGAACUAAACUGACUAACCCUGGAGCAUGGGAUGUGCUUCAUGGUCACACAUAGUUCUCAGACCUGCUGUAAAUCUAUGCAUGUUUACGUGUGCGUGUAUGGACGCUUUGGGUGUGGAUCAAACUGUAAGUUGAGCCUUGAUGGAGCUGCUGCAGUUGCUUAGCGUUUUUGUGACCUUCUCAAGGUUUCAGGUGAACCGUCUCACAUGACACACACAGCUUCAAACACCACACACUCACAGUUGAUGCAGCUAGAAUUUAGAGAUCAGUUAUGUUCUUUUUUGAUAUUACGGAAAAUAAUUUUUCACUGAUUACAGCUUUACUGUCUCUUCACAUCUAUCUGCUUUUUCCCAGCUGUUUAUCUUUUGUUGUUGUGACUAUUUUGCAUCCUCCUCGUCUUUCUUCAUUUCUGUGAGGAUUUUUCAUUUCAGCCAACAUUCAUUUGUCUUGUUUCCCAGAUCCAACCUUAUGUCGUCUCUACUUGUUGCCAUCUCUUCUACUAAUGAUGUUUGUACUGGAAAAUAAUAAAUAAUAAGGCUCAGUGAGCCUCAGAACUGUUGCAUAAUUUAAAAUUGUAAAUAAAAAUGCAUCAAUUAAUCAAUUAUAUUACUGAAAAUUACAGACAGCAUUGUUUUCUGUGAGAUUAAGUUUAAAAAAUACGUGAUGUCACAGGCUCCCCCUGGAGCACGUGUAUUUGAGUAGAUCUAGUUGGCAUACAAUAGGCAAAAAAGUGGAAGCAGCCUGCGUCAUUCAUGUGGUCUAAGAGGCUACUGUGAAGAAUAAAAAUCUCCUUGCUGUUCUCUAUUAUCUUCCUCUGGAAUCAGCACUCUACUUCUCUCAUAAUGAUUUGGAUAUUUCUUCUCUGUCUCUUCUUCUCUUUCAAUCAUUAACAAUCGUCUUUCUUUUUUUUCCCAUCCCUCC